This is a messenger RNA of Topomyia yanbarensis, 8532 nucleotides long. Its product is annotated as AF4/FMR2 family member lilli. Gene Ontology annotation, biological process: negative regulation of translation. The record is from RefSeq and is a predicted model, not a curated record. NCBI's taxonomy places the organism in Eukaryota, Metazoa, Arthropoda, Insecta, Diptera, Culicidae. Gene Ontology annotation, molecular function: mRNA binding. The transcript has 4 exons. The coding region runs from base 641 to 5200 and encodes 1519 amino acids. Gene Ontology annotation, cellular component: nucleus; cytoplasm.
CUGAGUGCAUUAAUGGCUGCUCAUUUAAGUUUGUGUGUCUCUACUGCGAAAAAGUUCCAAAUUUCUAGUGGCAAACGAAGUCAAACGUUCGUUAGCAGUGCAGCAAUCGAAAGUAUCGUUUUGUAAAAAGUAGUAUUUAGUAUUUGUAAGCUAGGAAAUCGUAUCGUGUAAGAAUAAUUCGCGGGGCAAAAAUCGCGAAAAUUUACUGUGCUACGAAGUAUAAAUUUGCAGUCUUGCUGAGUGUGCGUGAGUGCGUAUAUAGCGAAAAGCGAAAAAUACAAAAGAGCUCCAUUUUCUUCUGCUGUGUUGAGCGCGAGUGUGCAUUGUGCACUCUUCAUUCACAAGAGGGAAAUAGGAUAACAUCUGUGAUAUAUCAAGUGCGUACGAGUGAGUGAGAUAGGUUGAACAUUUGAUACGCGAGCAAACGAGGAAGAGAUUUUGCUUGAACGUUUAGCUUUUUAGGUUGUAAAAGGCGACAGUGUAUGCGUAAAGCGUGAACUGUCAAAAAACUAUUAGUAUUAGUGCAACAUCGUUAAAACGAGUGAAAGAGAAACUUUUUUCAUCCAGCAAACGAGAAGCAGAAGCAGCAGCAAAAGUGAUAUCCGUGGGUUGUUUUCCAUCUAUAAGCUGAGACGGAAUUAUGUCGGAAUCGAUAUCAAUGGACUUGCAAUCGUCGAUGCUGCUGGAGACAUUGCGUCAAACGCCAAGUAUACCGGAACACCAUCAGAAGGACAGCGGCGGAAGUGGAUUAACUGCCGGAGAUGAGAAAAUUAAAGGCAAUCCUAGUUCGUCGCUGUCAUCCGCGGACAGUGGUGGUGGUGGUAGCUGUGGGAUCACUCCGGACAGUAACAACGAGAAAAGUGCAUUUGAAGCAAUGGAUCCAGCUAUAUUGUCCGCUACGGCUCCCUCGGAAAGUGAAACAUCGUCUGGAGGGGAGGGAUGUAGCGAAAAAGUCAAUUGGACACGAUACUCGGUUAACCAGCUGCUAGCUCUUCGUAAUGUGGAACUUUCCAAGAAAAAACCGACCUGUAUUGUAGAACCAAAGUCGGAAAAGCAUGCUAAAAUGUUUUCGUUACUAGUAAAACCGUCGGAAACGGCGAAUGAGGAGGAAAAUGCUGGAAACGGAACAUCUGCAAACUACGGAAGGAAUCGCACUGUUUACUCAUCCGCUAAUGGUGCAGGCACGGGAGGCGGAAAUGGACCUAGCUCUGGUGGUAAUGGAAGUGGUGGCUCGAGCAGAGCAGAAAUGCGUCGGUCUGGCGGCGUGGAUUUGCGUGAUCCGAAAGAACGAUUACGUAAGGAGGAUGGUAUUGUCCUUUCACCUCAAAGACGAUCCUUCAACAUGGGCUGUCAGAUGCCUGCUGCGCCUGCCACGGGGACCAGUAAUCUAACCAUUGGGAGCAGUUUACUACGCAACGAGAGAGAUAUCUUGGGAGGUCGAGAGCGACGAAUAGGAAGCGGCCGAAUUCUAUCGCGAGAUGUAUCCUGGGACUAUCGUCCGGAUAAGGAUGUGGUUGAAAGCAAUGACUAUCGAACGUCCAAUAAUCUUGGAUUCCGAGAUCGCGAACCCCGCGAACGGACGGAACGUGAAAAAGACUUUCGCAAGGAUUUCGAUCGCGAUCGAGAACGUGAGCGUGAGCGUGAGGAACGCUUCGAGAGGCGAUCCAUCAAUCGAGAUUACGACCGGAACGAGAAAGAUUCCAGAAGUUCUCGUGUGUCACGAUACUCCAACUCGUACGGUUCGAACAAUGACUCGCAUGGGAACAACAAUUAUCAUUCCAACAGUUAUUCGUCGAACAAUCAUUACCAUUCGAAUCAUCAUGACCGUCGACGUCAAUAUAGUGAUAACAGGGAUGAAGAACCUGAGUGGUUCAGCGAACCAACAUCUCAAACGGACACAAUUGAAUUGCGUGGUUUUGAUGAUCCGUUACCGGAGGACGAUUCCAAAUCGGACAAUGACAACAACAGCGACGAGUCCAAGUCUACCCGGCAAGAUACGAAACACACCGAGAAGGACACGGAACGAGCUUCACCAUCGCUGCAGAAUGACAAAAAUAACAAUCCUAACACAACAUCGGAUGCGCUGCAAUUGGGCAGCACUGACAAACCCGGACAAGGACAAGGCAAUUCAUCGCUCGCUCCGUCAGCUGAUUCGACCCAACAGGACCGCACACCAGGCGACGGGGCUAGUGAAGGUUCAGCCAAAGCUGCGAUUGGAUCGACCGUCGGUGUGUCGAACGCUCUCGGACAGUCCAACAAGAUUGCUGAUGACGAUUUCAAUUUUGAGGACUUUCUCAAACUUGACGCGCUGCCAAGUAGUUUGCUAUAUCCUGACAUCCCCAGCAAGGAAAGCGGAAGCACCGGUGGCUCUCGGUUUUCGCAAUGGUUCCGCCAGGACACAUCGCAAAUGCCAACAGGACAACAGCAGCAACAACAACAACAGAAACAGCAACAACCACCCUCCCAGUUUGACAGCCGCCGAUCGUCGCUUCAGGAUGACAUUAACAAUAUGAUCAACGAUUUCACCUCUGCUGGACUGGACGAUCACAUUCCUGACACGAAUUCGAACAAAUAUUUCGCUCCUAUUUCGCCGGCGGCAAGUACAUCAUCCAACUCCCUGUUGGAGCUUUUCCAACGCGGCGAAAAGCAGCAACAUCAGCGUGACCGGGAGAAUCAUCAGCAACAUCAGCCUACAUCACAACACCAGCAGCAGCAGCAGCAACAACAACAACAACAUGCUCAUUCAUUGAUGGGUGGUCAUAAUUCAAAUCAUCCUGCGAUGCAACAUACGCAACAACAGCAACCGCAACAGCAACACUCUCAGCAGCAACACCAUCAGCAAAUGCAGAAUCGUAAUCUACAGCAAAUGCUUGGAGUAACUGGAGGUGGAAACAUAGGUGGACAUGGCUCACUUGGGCCUGUUCCGGCGGGUCCAAAUGUCGGCCAGAUUCAUAGCGUUGAAGAACUGGAAGCUCGUUUUCGACAGAAUGAUGUCGAUAGCAAUGUUCGUUCCAGUGCAAAUACUGGGCCCACUAUUCCGAGAUUAAUUACUCCGUCGUCUGGAAAUAUUGGCGGCGGUUUACCGGCCAAUGUUGACCAGCAGCACGAACGUGAGAUGAAUGCUUUCAAAAAACUUCUGGCUUCUAUCACAGACAACCAACACGGACAGCAUGCGCAUAAUGUGCAACCUCCAACGCAACCCCCGUCAACGCAUUCGUCACAUCAUCAAUCUCACCCGGUCAAUAUGCUGCAUCACCAGCAACAGCAGAAUGAUCUACUCCAGAAGAUGUUGCAUCUGAACCAAAUGCAUCAUCCAGCAAACGAAUCCCGUCAACUGGAGAUUCUCAAACGACCGGAAGCUCAAGCUCUGCUACACGGUGUUGCUCGCGGCGAAGUAUCCCAGCACAAUCUUUGGCAACAGUUGGCCAAUCCAGCGACUGCCCAACCUCACCGUGAAAUCCUUUCUUCAGUCCUGAGUACUUUCAACACUAGCCCACGGGUUGUUUCGCCCAACAUUCUGAUUCAACCCAGCCCAGGUCCUAUACCGAUUCUACCGCAAGCUACCGUCCCACCAGUCGCCGCAGCAGCUGCAGCUGCUGCUGCCGCUAGCAGUGCCAACCUACUGUUUCAACAUCACUCCAAACAACAGAUGCGUCUCUCUCCACUACCCAACGGGAUUCCGCAACGAAUUCCUUCUCCUCGAGAGUUACAAUUCCAUACCCAGUCAAUUAUGCAGAACGCUCUAAUACGCAAAAAACUGGAAGAGCAGCGGGAGAACUAUCGCAAGCGUCAGGAACAGCAGCAGCAACAACAGCAACAGCAGAAUCGUAAUCAACCGGAAGCGAGCUCGGCGGCAGGUCCCACAACAUCAGCACCGACAAACGCCGCAAUCAGUUCAAUGAAUGCGUCAUCCACUCAGACGGGGAUCCAUUCGAGCAACAGCUCUACCGCCACGGCUACCGUGGCUGCAUCGACUGGAACAAUCACUACUCCAGCGAUUAUCAACGCCAUCUCUUCGCCAGCCAAACAUAACCAGCAACCGCUGCAUUCCCAUUCGCAGCAUACGUCCUCCCCGACUCCACUGGCAUUCACACCGACCUCGGUCUUGCGUAAGAUGACGGCCGAAAAAGAAAACGAGCCGCUCUCAUCCAACAGCAAUGCCGUUAAUAUCAUGAAUAACUCCGGCAAUGCCCCGACUCAGCUAAAUGAACGCCCGUUGAUCGGAGCCAAUCAGAAUCCAAACAUCCUUCUCGGUAUCGGCAAUUCGCUAUCCCAACAGCAGCAGCAGCAACAGCAAAGAAAUUUGAGCGCUCUUAUUGGACAGCCUCCACCACUGCAACCGCCACCAUCUCAACCGCAGGGUCCGCCUCCACAAUUGCCAUCCCUUCACCAUCUGGGUGGGGGACAUUUGCCGAAUCCGAUUGCUCCGCAAAUGCCACCGCAACAGCAACAGCAGCCGCAACCAAGCCAUCAGCAGCAGAUGCGCGGUAAUCAUCCCAACCAGCAACCGGGAAUGCCCGGAAACAUCCCAUGGAAUCUCAAGCAACCGCAUCCCGGCCAGCAAAUGCCCUCGAUACCGAAACCCCAGGGAAGACCUAUUUUGAAAGGAGGAAAUGCUCAACCGCAGCCGCCACCACAGCACACAUCGCCAAUGUCGCAAAUGUCCUUCGCUUCGAAUUUGGAAUUCCAACAGCAAAUGCAACAGUUCCAAAGCCGAAGCGGUAAUCCGAUACUCGGCGCCCACCAGACACCGCAGCAGCAAAUGUUACAGCAACAACAGCAGCACGGCCAACACCAGAACCAGAUGGCACCCCAUCUGCAGCAACUGCUCCAGCAACGCCAACAGCAGCAACAGCGCGCUAUCCGCAACCAACACAUGCAGCAGGUUCCUCCCUCCUUCCGGAUGGGACCCCAGCAGCAGUCACAACCGGGCGGUCCAGGACAGCAUCCCCUUCAGGGCCCACAGCAACCCCAGCAGCAACAACCACCACCACCACAACAGGGAGGCUCCGGUAUCAUCAACUACAACCGUGACGGUGCCCUAUCGCCGACCAGCAACCAACUAGCCCGUUGGUUCUCACCAGAACUGCUGGCACAGGCCUCAGCCGGUAAGCUGCCCUCGCUCAAUAUCGGUCAGGCAAUGAGCCUGGAAGAGUUCGAGCGCAACAUGCAACAUUCCUCGGCCACGGUACAUAACUGAACCGCAGCGGCGCGUGCGAGCCGCUCACCGAUAAGCGCGCCGCCGCAACACCAACAACAACAACAACCUCCUACGGCACCUUCCUGGAUCAGUGGACCAGCCAUGCAACGGAUGCUGGAUCUUCGCCGGGAGAAUAGUGCCACCAGCAGUAAAUUCAUUAGCCGGCGUGAGUAAGUAGUUGUAGCCUGUAUUGCCGUUUACUAAAAAUGACUAGUAUUUGAAGGACGACAAAUGCUUCGUCGCGUUCGUGUUUUUGUUUGUUUUAUUUUCUUGCAUUGUUUCGAAAGAUACAAAAAUAGUUGGAAAAAUUAUUGUAGGGAAUAAAAGAACAUCAUGUUAGUAGUAAUCACUACACACAUUUAACGGUAGAAAAAGAAAACAAAAUCUGCUGGUCCUUCUCAUCCUUGAAAACAAUUUAGAUAGAUAGAUAGAAGUAAUCAAAUGUUUGGCUAAACGCAGUUGAUAUCCAGGAAUUUUCGAGUGAUUGUUACAGAAAAAAUGAAGGUCUUUUGAAGUUGUUGAGUGUUUCUGCUUUGGUACAUAUUUACGUGAAAACAAACAAACAAAACAAAAAAUGAUCGAAAAUCGCGAAUCUAGAACGCAUUUGACGCUUUUUAGUUAGUCGUCGUCUAAACUUCAAAGUGAUCUUCACAAAAACGUUGAGAAUUAUGCUUAAAUCGCGUAAACCAUCGAACUAAUGUACAGUACUAAAGUCCAUUCUUAGACACUUGGUCGUCACUUAGAGAUAGAUAUUUUUAUCCUCAGUAGAGAUAGAAGGCAAAUGACCGAAUGCAAGAAGCGGUUAGUAAAUAUGUAUAUUCCCAGUCCGUGCGUAUGUGUAGGUGAAAUGAUCCUUUCGGUGUGUAGAUCAAACGUCUAUUUCUACCUGGGAGCUAUUGUUUUCUUUUUUGGUCGACUCAGGCAGAAGAGUACAUUAGUAUACAUUCUUGUGCCGUUGAUAAUGUGUUUGCUCUGUUGUAGGAUAAAAAACGAUAUAAAAGUAUUGCUUACUAGAAAGAUGCAGCGCUGGAAAUGUUUUCUCUUUCUGUGUAGAAUAUAAGGAGCUCUCAUACAAAUAAUGUGUAUGUAUGGUUUAGAGAGAAUGUUGAAAGAAGAAAAAAAAAACAUAUGAUAGAACGAAUGUAGGUUGCUUAUACUAACGAAAAGAAAGUUGACUAAAUCAGUAUCCUUGCGGAUCUAAAUAUACUGUUAGAAUGUUUACCUGGAUUGAUCGGAGGGAGUUGGUGCUCUCUAGAGAGGGAGAGGUCCGCAACUUGAAACUUUAUGGUAUAAUUUACAUCGUACAUCGCAAAGGUAGGAGGCAAAUUUUACAACUUGUAUCCGGUACUAGUGCUAGUGAGAAAGGACGGUGACAUUAGCAUAGCCGAACAUAGUUUUUGCAUACCUACUUGCAUGAAUUACCAUUGCUCAAUAAAAGCUGUUUCUGAAUAUAUUAUCUUAUCCAAAUUGAAAUAUAUAUGCAGCUGGCCAAUGUUGAUGAUAAUAAUUGUGGUUAUGUGUUACCUUCAGUAAUAUAAACUUGGAUCUUUAUCUAACAAAUCCACGUAUUGCUCGAAAACAUCCGGAAAAACGUUUAUACACAUAAGUUUGAUUGGUUAUCAGCGUCCUUCAUUAUUUACUAUCGAGCCCAAUGUCUUGACUAAACACCUCGGUUAUGUUAUUUUUUGUCGCAAGGCCUCCCUAAGGAAUCGUCAGAGUUGGUCGGCUAAAAUAUGUAAAAUGAAAUUAUUGGGCACGAUACGACUGUACAGUUUGUGAAACAGAAGAUCAAUCGCCUAACGGCAAUGUCUUGAAUUGUCACGAAUCUGCCUGUCACCUAUUUUUGUACUAACUUUAGUUAUCGUUGCAGUUUCAGGGAAAACUGUUCCAAAUGAAGAUUUUGUACAAAUAAACUAACAGAACCACUGAGCUCUGUCCCGAAAUCCACAAUGAAGUCAUAAAUUAAAGUACUAAAGUUUGUUGAUAGCUUGAAUUUGAAUUUGUGUGACCGCGGGAAAUUGAAAGCUUUGAUUGGUAGGAACAACAUAACUUAACGAAAAAUAGAGAAACGGCGUUCAUUUGGAAAUCUCUCCCACUCUUUUUUCUAGUGAAUCCUUCGUACUAUUCAAAAAGAAAGCGUCAGACCAUUGAUUCAACUAAUUUUCAUGAGCACAAAAAAGUGUUGCAAGGGUUGUGCUGCGGCUGUCUCUUUUUGUAGAAUGGGCUUCUAUCGAGUGGGAUCGCCGUAAUCAAACGCCAACAGAUGGUAAACUACACAAACAAAAACUAUUACGAAAUUAGAAGAAAACUGUGUCAACGUGGUCAUUUCUUUCGGUAGUCUCAUAAGAGUUAUAUUAUGUGUAACACGCAGACGAACAAUACAAAAAAUCACUGAACGAGUAGCAUCAGAAUAUGUCUAGCCGUCAGUUUAUUCGUUCCACAGGAAAAUAUUCGUUUCUGUACAAUGUAAAAAUGAAAGCCGGUAGCCUAUAUCACGUUGUUUGUAACUUAGUAUUUAAGUUUUGAAACAUCCUCUUACGCACCCAUCCACCUUUUCCUACCUUUGUUUUGAGAUAAUCUGCUGUCUCGGAUUCCAAGAAAUCUUCACCAUAUUAAUCUGUUUUUGAUUGUGAUCCAACCAUACCGUUAAGUUCAUGACCGUAUUUGAAGCAAAAAGGGAUAAAUCUUUGACCUUCCUGUCUAAGUUAAGGCAAUACUUUUAUUCGAAAACUAUUAGCCGUUAAGCCUAAUAAAAAUAGGGAAAAAAACUUAGUAUUUAGAUGAUAAACGAGAAUUAACCUACAUUUGAACACGAUAUUAAGAUUGCUGUAUAAUAGAAACGAACAGAUAGUAGGAAGACACAUGAACCUAUAAAUGGGAACGCUAUUAAAGUACGAGCUGAAACUCUGCUCUGCUUUUGCAAACAGGGCAAAAGCAACAAAGCGAUUAAAAACCGGAACAGGAAACCUUAACAAAAACAAAAAACAAUUGAAACGCAUAAAGUAGCCGGCGUAGAUUUUUGAAACCUUCAGCAAUGAGUCAAUCUCACCGCCCGUUGCAAGACUGCAGGAGAAGGCAACCACAAACACACACACACACUGAUAAACUUUCAGAGAGAAAUAAAAAAUCAACUGAACAUGUAAAAAGUACUAAAUAAUGCAAACUUGUUUGAAGGAAUAUAUGGUAAUAUGCAACAAAAUUUGAAAAAUUACACCAAAAAAAGUGAAAAUAAAUGCUACGCAAGUUAAAAAAACAGAAAAAAUGAUUAAAAUAUUAUAUGUGACAUUACAAUGAAACUAUAUCAUAUGUAAUAAAACUUCAAUUAAAUUGAA